AUGACAGGUAAUGCACGAGAACGGUUUUCCGGCGGACAAACUAACGUGGUUGGUCGAAGCUACACUGGAGCGAAUGAUGUGCUGCAUGCGUGCUUCGGGGGCACUCUUGAGCAUAUUACUCUUUUCAACAUUGACGUUGAAGCUACAACUGGUUUAUGUCGAUUUGCAUGUCUGGUCUCCAGUCCACCGUACAUGUCAGUGGCAUCGUCGAUGAUGCAAUCAUUGUCCCACCCAUCGAUUCUGACAAUGCCGGGACUUGAUCAACCGCAAAACACGUCCAGCCUGUUACAACCGCAGGCGCAUCAUUACCAGCAUCACAACCUCCUACAUCUACCGGCGGUCAGCAAUGAAUCCCCACGGAACGAUAUGGUGGAUCCACCUAAUCCGGAACUGCUGCUGGCACUGAUAGCACGGAAUAAAGCAUUCGAAGCGACAAUUCCGAAGUGCGGAGGCUGUCAUGAACUGAUUCUGGACAGGUUCAUCCUAAAAGUAGCCGAUCGAACGUGGCACGCCAAGUGCCUUCAAUGUAGUGAGUGCCACGUGCAACUGAACGAGAAAUGCUUCGCUCGAAACGGUCAAUUGUUCUGCAAGGACGACUUUUUUAAGUCCUGCAGGCGGUACGGAACGAAAUGUGCGGCCUGUGAUCUAGGGAUCCCUCCUACGCAAGUGGUCCGACGGGCACAGGAUAACGUAUACCACCUGCAGUGCUUUAUGUGUUCGAUGUGCUCCCGACAACUCAACACCGGCGACGAGUUCUACUUGAUGGAGGACGGCAAAUUGGUUUGCAAGCCGGACUACGAAGCCGCUAAAGCGAAAGGUUUGUAUCUUUCCGAUGGAUCAUUAGACGGGGAAUCAUCAAACAAACGUCCACGCACAACAAUUACCGCCAAACAGCUGGAGACGCUCAAGAGUGCUUAUAACAGUAGUCCAAAACCAGCACGACAUGUCCGCGAACAAUUAUCUCAGGACACCGGAUUGGAUAUGCGAGUGGUCCAAGUUUGGUUUCAAAACAGAAGAGCCAAAGAGAAACGACUGAAAAAGGAUGCUGGCCGAACCAGAUGGAGUCAAUACUUCCGCUCGAUCAAGGGUGGCAGUUCGCCAAGUAGACACGAUAAACUGUUAGAUAAGGAUGAAUUGAAACUGGAUCUAGAUAGCUUCAGCCAUCAUGAUCUGAGUAACGAUAGUUAUAGUACUUCAAAUAUGGGCCUGGAGGACGGUGCUUCGCCACACAGUGGACGAGGGUCCUACAUACAUGGCAAUGGAAGUCCUCCACCGUACUUGUCUAGUCAUUCUCCUCCGCCCAUCGGACCGGGUCACCACUAUGGUUCCUAUCCGGAUAACAUUGUAUAUACACCACUAGGUCAGCCUGUCAACUCGAUACGCCAUGGCAAUCCCCGGGGUCCCCACGGACUGCACGGUAGUGGCGUAUCAGAUUUAAGUAACGAUUCUAGUCCCGCCCACGGGUAUCCAGAUUUUCCACCCAGUCCCGAUUCGUGGCUUGGUGAAUCCUGCACUCCGAACGGAGCCGUUCCAACGGUUGUACAACAGCAACAGUCGGCUCCGCAGCCACCGCAAACCAACGGUAAUCAGAUUCCAACCGCGUUGCAUUAUUGA
This is a messenger RNA of Sabethes cyaneus, 1614 nucleotides long. RefSeq names its product LIM/homeobox protein Lhx3 (gene Lim3). Bases 1 to 1614 code for a protein of 537 amino acids. The record is from RefSeq and is a predicted model, not a curated record. Gene Ontology annotation, cellular component: nucleus. The transcript has 8 exons. NCBI's taxonomy places the organism in Eukaryota, Metazoa, Arthropoda, Insecta, Diptera, Culicidae. Gene Ontology annotation, biological process: neuron differentiation; regulation of transcription by RNA polymerase II. Gene Ontology annotation, molecular function: RNA polymerase II transcription regulatory region sequence-specific DNA binding; DNA-binding transcription factor activity, RNA polymerase II-specific.